Spirodela intermedia is the source of this 3029-nucleotide messenger RNA. Lineage: Eukaryota; Viridiplantae; Streptophyta; Magnoliopsida; Alismatales; Araceae. The record is from the annotation of a GenBank genome assembly.
AUGGUGGUUGCUUCGCCGUCGCCGAUCCGGCAAGAAAAGGUCCGGGCGCUGGGCGUGCCUGUGGUGGACCUUUCGCAGAAGAGCGGCGGUAGGGCGGCGGAGCUGAUGGUGAGGGCCUGCGAGGAGUUUGGUUUCUUCAAGGUUAUCAACCACGGCUUGCCGGUGGAGGUCGUCGCUGGAAUGGAAGCUGAGGCGGUGGGAUUCUUCACCCUGCCACCGGAGGAGAAACAGCGGGCGGGGCCACCGAGCCCACUCGGCUACGGCAGCCGGAGCAUCGGCUUCAAUGGAGACACCGGGGAGGUGGAGUACCUCCUUCUUCCCGCUAACCGCUCCGCCAUCUCUCAGAGAGCUAAUGCCAUCUGCAGCAGCAACCCCGACAAGUUCAGGUGGAGUUGCAGGAAUCUCAUGACCUCUCGCAUGCCUACGUCUCCUUACUGCAAAUGCAUGUUAUCUUGAGCUGUCUUUCUCUCUCCCUCCCUCCCUCCCUCCACAGGGUAAAUAUCUUGCCAACUCAUAUAGGAGCUCUCUCUCUCUCCCCCCCCCUCUCUAUAUGUAUAUGUAUAGAGAGAUCUCCACAUCCAAAAAUCCGAAGUAGAAGACCUACCAACUAGCUUCGAAGCAGUUCUAGUACGGUCAAGGCCCCUCUCUCCGUCCAAAUCCCAAGUAAACGGAUUACCAACCAGCUCUGUGCCAGCACUCGUAUGGUCGAGGACUCUCUCUCUCUCUUUAUCAUUUCAAGGAUAGUAAACGUACUAACUAGUCGGGUAGCAGUAGGAGUAUGGCUAAAGUUAUUUCUCUCUCUGUCAGUAGGAGCUCACAUCAAGGAACUACAAUGCUGGCAAGACAGCUAUGGCAGCCCUGGCCGGCAUGAUUGUCGCGCCAAGCUCCAGGGUGGACGCGUCCCUCCCCCCGUGAGACCUUUACGUACAUGUGUGCGCCCCCCCCCCCCCCGGGUUCUCCUGCCACCUUCACUUUGUUCUCAUUCCGUGACGAAUCAAUAGUCGGUUUUAGAACUUGACAGCUCCUCCCCUACUCUCAGUAGAACAUCCUUAAACCUAUGUAGAUAGAGAGAAGAGGGAAGGAGGGGGGAAGGCGCUCGUUCGAGUUGUGAGUGCAUGGAGUGAGAAAGAGAGGGCGGCAAGAACUCAUGUUCGAAUGAGGAAAGCUCGUCCUCUGCCUCUGUCCCUCUUUUCAGUAUAUUAAUAAUAGGAACGGGGACUGUAGGAAAUCCGUUGGCAGACUCUCUCUCUACCUCUACCUCACAUAUCCGUGAGGCAGUCAUCCAGGGAACAUCCCCGACAAGACCUGUCGAGAGAGAGAGAAUCUGUUGAGGAUGGGUCGGGAACGCUCUGCUCAUCGACAGCUAUGACAAUAUCUAUGAAUUCUCAUCUUUGUUGACGAGGAUCUUGACUGAGAGUUUCGUACAGUUUCUUCUCUGUUAAAUUCUCUGAAAACCGGCGAGGAUUCAGAAGAGCGUCUUCUACUGCAUUCCUUUUGGAGUACUAACAACCUGCAGAUGCUAACUCACGAACUCUUUUGCAGGUGGACCCUUAUCCAAUUGACGCCCUUCUUAUCUCCUCGAGGAGAGCAUCCUCUCUCUCUCUCUCGCUCAUGCAGUCCCCCCGAAUCCUCUCGUCAGAUCUUUCCGUCCAUCUUGUCAAGCCGUGAAUGACCUCAGGGAGAAGGGAGAGAGAGAGAUAGAGAGAGAGAGAGAGAGAGAGAUUCACAAAAGGAAAGGGGCAGCCGAAGGACUCAGCUAUCACCCUGAAGAAUGACCCCCACCACUUUCUCCUUAGCCAUAAAAAGCUAACGGGGGGGUGGGUGGACCUUUCCAUGCUUUGUAGCCAGAUAAAGCCAUUUUUCUCUUGUUCUUGCUUUUCUAUGCUUAGAAGUCUCUGGCCGAUGAGAAUGGGUCGGGAACUUCCAUUUAUCUCUCUUUCUCUCUCUCUCUCUCUCGCUCUCUCUCUCUCUUUCUCACUCCAACGUGCAUACCGAAACAGUCUUUUUCCACCUCUUCUCACUAGAUAUAUAUUUCCCAUUCACUUCCUCUCUCUCUCUCUCUCUCUCUCUCUCUCUCUCUCUCUCUCUCUCUCUCUCUCUCUCUCUCUCUCUCUCUCUCGCUCUCUCUCAGUCACUCACUCACUCUCUCUCUUCUUGCCACUCGACAGCUGCGUGGUGGGCGAGUACGUAGAGGCAGUUAGAGGCCUGGCGUGCGACAUUCUUGAAAUGCUCGGGGGAGGCCUGCGUCUGCCGGACCGCUCAACCUUCGCCAGCCUCGCCGGCGGCGCAGACAGCGACUCUCUCCUCCGCCUCAACUACUAUCCCCCCUGCGGCAACGACAAGGACACAGAAGAGGGCAAAGACAGCCACUGUCGAUCCAGCGGCGGCGACGCCGCCGUGGUGGGUUUUGGUGAGCAUACAGAUCCUCAAGUCGUCACCCUCCUCCGAUCAAACGACGCCCCCGGGUUACAAGUCCUCUUCCCCCCCGACGCCAGCGACGGCGGCGGCGGCGGCGGCGGCGUAUGGGUCCCUGUGCCCCCCGACCCCUCCGCCUUCUUCAUCAUCGUUGGCGACGUCCUCCAGGUUGACCUCCCUCCCUCCCUCUAACUCCCAUUUCUCGCCCUCAUUUUCUCUAAGCACCUUCAAAGCGAAGAAAUUAAGUGAAGCCUUCUCUUCUCUCAAGGAUAUAUAAACGCAUGUCAUCCAACUCUUGUGGGGCUCUCUUUCUAUCCCUGGUGCAGGCGAUGACGAACGGGAGGCUGCUGAGCGCAAGGCACAGGGCGGUGGUGAGCGCCGCAAAAGCGAGGCUGUCGACAGUGUACUUCGCGGCGCCGCCGCUGCAGGCGCGGAUAGCGCCGCUGCCGGAGAUGGUUGCCACACGCCGGCCAUGCCUGUACAAGGCUUUCACGUGGGGCGAGUAUAAGAAGGCCAUGUACACGCUCCGGCUCGGCCACAACCGCCUUGACCUCUUCCGCAAGAAUCCCGACGAAGAACAGGAAGACUGGGUUCCCAGGACACCCCAUGACUGA